AUGUACAUGGCCUUCAUGGGCGGCAAAGACCGCCUUGCGCUGGCAGUCCUGGCAUGGGCCUUGGCGGCCGAAGCCGACGUUGAGCUGCCGGACGUGGUCGAAGAUGUGCAGGCAGUUAGCCAGGUGCAGCCCCCGACGGCUUUCGUGACAGCGCCACCGAAGUUCUUGCCUGAUGCUGCGUACAUCCACAGCAUGCCUCCUGCAGAUUCUUCCGGCCGGAUGCAUUUUUAUAUCUCCGCCAUGGUUCUGUUUUAUGCCGGUGUGGUGGUCUUGGGAACCUUCAUACUUUGGGUGGGCACAAAAUGCAAGAAUUGCAGAUCUGAGCCAGAGCACAUCCUUAGCUCGCUGGAUUCGUUGGAAGAUGGUUCUGAUGCUCCGCAGCUGCCUCCACAGAAAGCAGGGCUGAGCCGAAGGUGUAAGCGGGCGCUCUUUGUGAUCACAUUCAGCUUCACAUACUCUGCAACAUUGGCGGCAGCUUUCGCGAGUGGGGCCACAGGAAGGUUAAGCCAGAAGACAGGCUUAUGUUGGGAAGUUUACCUGAUACUCUUUGGCACCGCUGGUGUAUGGCAGAUUACGCAGGCAAUCAUUGCUGCCGUGAUCCUCCCCAAAGGGCGCAGGUACGGCUUGAAGACAUUCUUCACCGCCUCCCUCAGCGGAAUGUGCCCGAUUAUAUCCGACGCCUACGACACGUUGAAGGACAUGAUCUUGGCAGCCCUCUGCUGGCAGAGCGGCGUGACCUUCGUGCAGGUCAUCGGAAUCCUCAGCUUGGUGGGACCGGGCACGUGUUGUGACGAUCCCUAA
Symbiodinium necroappetens is the source of this 801-nucleotide messenger RNA. The record is from the annotation of a GenBank genome assembly. NCBI's taxonomy places the organism in Eukaryota, Dinophyceae, Suessiales, Symbiodiniaceae.